Porites evermanni is the source of this 3506-nucleotide messenger RNA. The record is from the annotation of a GenBank genome assembly. Lineage: Eukaryota; Metazoa; Cnidaria; Anthozoa; Scleractinia; Poritidae.
AUGUGGGUUUUGUUUGCCUCAGUGUGGGUAUUGAGCAUCACAGCUGUAGUAGGUAUAGUAAGCCUUGAAUUUCUGCAAAUAAAGGAUAAGUGUAUAUAAAAAUAGUUAUAUUAUAGGUGGAUGUAUUAAGUUCUCAGCAAGCUAGCAGGGCACUUGUCUGUGUGUCGUGAUCGGAUUGUCGCCCUGUGUAAAGGAAUCCAAGACAGUCUUGGAUCCUGGAUUCCACGCUGUGGAUUCCGGAGGCCAGGUACUGGAUUCUAGUCUUUGUCAGUGGAGCUUGGAUUCUUGAUUCCAAUCGUUCGUGGAUUCCGGAUUCCUUGAGCUGUUUUCCAGAUUCCAAAGCCCAGAAUUCCGGAUUCUAAGAGUAAAAUUUUCCCGGAUUCCGGAUUCGAAAAGCAAAAAUUUCCCGAAUUCUGGAUUAGAUGAGGCGAAAAUUGUUUUGCGAGAUUUGGGUUAUAGAUAUCGUUAUCGUUAUAGUUAUCAUAGUGAUGGGCUCCUGCAGUAACGUUAUCAUUUACAUCAUUAUUUUAUUACUUUUCAGUUGAAACAAGCUUCACCACAAGACCUUCUAACCAAAUAGUCAUCGAGAAUACUACUGUAACAUUCCACUGCAAUGCCACAGGAGACCCAACACCAAAGAUAACAUGGACCAAGGACGACAAGAUACUAGGAGAGGGAAACACGCUGAUAUUUGUGGCUUAUAGAAAUCAGUCUGGACAAUACAAGUGCACAGCAGACAGUGGUAGAAAUUUAACUAUCAAUGCGAGUGCCUUUCUCGAUGUUCAGUGUAAGUAGUGCAACAUUUAUUACCAGGACACGAUUAGUAAAACAAAUUAUUUUCCCUGGAAAGCCUGUUCUAAAAAUAAUUCUUCCCGGGAAAGGUGGGGGGAUGGGGGGGNUAGAAAUCAGUCUGGAGAAUACAAGUGCACAGCAGACAGUGGUAGAAAUUUAACUAUCAAUGCGAGUGCCUUUCUCGAUGUUCAGUGUAAGUAGUGCAACAUUUAUUACCAGGACACGAUUAGUAAAACAAAUUAUUUUCCCUGGAAAGCCUGUUCUAAAAAUAAUUCUUCCCGGGAAAGGUGGGGGGAUGGGGGGGAGGAGGUUACUCCCUUAUAUGGCCUAUACGGCGAUGUACCGCUGGACAGGGUAUGGUUUUUGUCCUCUCUGUCCUAAACAGGGUAUAUGAUUUCGUGCUAGUCUGUCCUAAACAGGUGUAAAAUUUCCUGCGUGUAUAUAACCAGGUGUAUAAUUUCGUGUGAAUCCGUCUUAAUUACAAUCAGGGUAUUGUCUGCUGCAUAUGAUUGAUUUGAUUUGCUUGAUGAAGUUUGUUGGUACUCCAGUGUACAAAAGCAUUGACUAUUACGUGUAUUUGCUCUAUUGUAAUUGCCAAUAAAAGGCUUUAAAACAAGACUGCGUGCAUUUUGCUGUUUGUCCAAAACAAGGUAAUAAAAUUGAUGGUGUUGUUGACCUAAACAGGGUAUGUAUCUUGAAUUUUUUAGUCCCAGAGUGUGUCAGGGUUUCAAACCCUCAGCGGCUCACGUCGAUUACCCCAACCCCCUUCCCUCGGGUUUUCACAGCACUAUUUAACUUGGACUUUUUUAAAAUUGUGCGUUACUUAUAAAUUUAUUGAUUUAUUUGCUCUCGUAGUUCCACCAAGUUUCACCUCAGAACCAACGGAUCAGACAGUCAUUGAAGGCGAGACAGUAACAUUUCAUUGCGAUGCAGCUGGCAACCCUCCUUUAGAAAUAGUGUGGAUUAAAGAUGGGAGGACUGUUGAUCAAGGGCAGGAGUUGAGCUUGCAAGCCUCGCGAGAACUUUCGGGAAAGUACUGGUGUUCUGUGCAAAAUGGUUUGGGCAUCAGCGUCAAUAUUAGUGCUCAACUUGAUGUCCAGUGUAAGUAGAAUUGUAUGGGUCAUUAAAUGCAUGUAGCCCGUUUGUCCCCAGCGAAGAGGGAUCAGCGGUGGCCGUAUUCGUGCAGUAACCAGAGCACCCUUUUUUGACACAUUCAUACGCGAACAUAGUUUCUUGAAUCGAUGAUACGGGGAAAGGGGAUAAGCCUAAUUUCCUGGCACAACUUGACUAACAUUCAGGAGGAACUCGAACGAGUGCAAGUCGUGAAAUACGUAAGGCCGGAGGAAAAAUAUGAAAUGGUAGCAAUGUCAAACCUUCCAGUCAUUUCGAUGGUUGUUGGACAGAUGACGUCACUUUUGGCCUAAAAUGGUGUUACAGUCAAAGCAGGUCAAGCGUACCCCCCAAGAUUCUAAUAAUGAAUUGAUUAUUUGAAAAAUGAAUCCGUUAGUGGUUCCCGUAUCUUUUGUCAAAUUCAAAUCGGCAUUUCUGCAUGCGUAAUGAGCAGUGAAUAUCUAACGAGAACUUCUCUGUAUUAUGUCAGAUUGAAAAUCUUUGAAUAGAUUAUAUUUCUUAGAAGAUAUUUACAUCAAUUUCAGGGAAACUGAGCGGGUAGAAAUUUCGUAACUGCCUCGCGUGUGAAUUCACGGCUCAUUACGCAUGCAAGAAUGCAGAGAUGAAUCUGAAAUCUACAACUACCAACGGAUUCAACUUUUGAAUAAUAAAUUCAUUAAUGGGAUCUUGGGGGGUACGCUUUACCUGGCUUGACUGUAACGAAAAUAUCAUGCGUUGUAUCUAACCAAUGCUAAAUGAUCUCUUUGUAUCCAAGCAUACUAGAAAACGAGAAUGCUGACCUCUAUCAUUUUUCUCAUGAAUCUAUUUGUUCCAGUUCCACCGACCAUAAUAUCAGCACCUAAAGACGAGACCAUAAUGGAAGGUGCCUCAGUAACAUUCCACUGUAAUGCCACAGGAAACCCACCCGCCAGAAUAACUUGGAUCAAGGAUGGCAAGACUGUAUCCUCAGGAAAUGUACUGACUUUCAACACCUCUAGAAAUCAGUCUGGGGAAUACUGGUGCACUGCUGAAAAUGGCUUAAAUUCAACAGUUAAUGCAAGUACCAGUCUCGACGUACAAUGUAAGUAUUAAUUUUAAUGCUCUGGAAAAACGCAUUGAGCAAGGUAGACUGUCUAGCAGGCAGGUGCUUCGAGAAAAAAACGGGUUGCACGAAGGAGACACGCAAUGCAACACGCGUGUCUCCCUCGCGCGCCCGUUUCCUCUUGCGCACGUGACUUAGGUCUCCUUCCGAUCGCCUGAUACGAAGGAUAUGGGACAGGCAAAAAUUUUAAAUAGGGAUGGUUGAUACCACUUUCAUUGAAUUCCUAUUUUGUUUGUUUAUAGUUCCACCAAAGAUAAUCUCACGGCCGUCCAAUCAGACAGUCCUUGAAAAUGAGGAGGUGAAAUUGCACUGUGCAGCCAUUGGUAAUCCAAUUCCAAAAAUAUUAUGGAUAAAAGAUGGAAUAACUAUCGGCACUGGAGAAAACCUGAUGUUGAAAGCAUGGCGGAAUGCCUCUGGAACGUACACUUGCAUGGCAAAAAAUCUUCUGAAUGCAACUGAAAUUUCUAACGCUCAUAUCGAUGUACAAUGUAAGUACAAAUAA